AGGGAGAGCCCACCCAGAUCGGUGGCCGUGCCUUUCCGCGCUCUCUUCCGCCGCCGCCGCCGCCGACUCGCUCUGCUUGCGCGCACCACCGGCCGCCGCCGCCGCCCUCUCCUUCUCCCGAUGCGGGCCCUCGCCCGCGCCGCGUCGCUGCUCCGCGGCGCCGCCGCGGGGACGGCGCCGGCUCCCGUGGCGCCGCGCCCCCCGCUGCCCGGCGCGUUGCCGAGCCUCGCCAAGAAUUUGCCAGCUUCCUGUUUCAGUGGGUAUUCUACUCUUUUGGCUCCAGCAAACGAAGUGCUGAUUCCACCAGAACUUCUAUCCAGCAAGACUGUUUGGACACCAGACCGCGAACUUGGGCAGUAUGAAGACCUGGUAGCUAGGGUGACAAACUUCCAUAAUGAGGACAAGGGCUUCAUGGUUUUGGAUGGUGAUGUUUUUGAUGUUCCAAUUAGGAAGGAUAUUGUUCACCGUGUUGUAAGGUGGCAGCUUGCUAAAAGACAGCAGGGGACACACUCAACUAAAACUAUCAGUGAAGUCAGUGGCACAGGAAGAAAACCUUACAAACAAAAAGGAACUGGAAGAGCACGGCAUGGAACACUACGUGGUCCUCAGUUUCGUGGUGGUGCAACCAUGCAUGGGCCUAAACCACGAAGCCAUGCAAUCAAGCUGCAAAAGAAAGUACGGCGGCUGGGGCUUAAGAUUGCGUUGUCUGCUCGAACUGCAGAGGGGAAGCUCUUGAUUUUUGAGGACUUGGAAGUUCCUAGCCACAAGACAAAAAACAUUGUGCAAUACAUACGCCAGAUGGAUGAUACAAAGAAGGUUUUAUUGGUGGACGGAGAUGAUAUUGAUAAGAAGCUAAAGCUGGCUACUCAAAACCUUCACUACGUGAAUGUUCUUCCUUCCAUUGGCCUCAACGUUUACAGUAUCCUCCAGCAUGACACCCUUGUAAUGACUCGAGCUGCGAUCAAUAGAAUUGUCGAGCGGAUGCACACCCCCAUCAACCGCUAGCAAGGAGAGAUUCCAGUCAGAUCAUUGUUUCUUACAGCCAACAACUGCACUUUAAUCCCCUGGAGCUAGGAGCUUUCCAGUUACUUCGGAGCUGACUUGAAGCACCAAAGACAACCAUUUUGUGUUAAAAUGGCCGGUUUAAUUUUGACGUGCAAGGAUAUUAGUAUUUGCAAUAAAGUUAGCUUCGGCAGAUUGGGGAUGUUGUUCCUAGGUUGUGGUUGGACUGUAAGCUUCUUUCAAGGUCAAUUAUGCUGUCCUAGCUUUGUAAUUCAGGAAACAAGUAGAUUGCGAUUACAUUUGGCUUCUGAAGCACACGAGGCUUGCUUGAACUUUUGUAUGCUACAUUCGCUUUGUUGGUCUCACCUUCCUCUUCUUUCAAAUGAGCCGUUGAAACCUAACUCGGUAUGAUUCA
Molecule: messenger RNA, 1417 nt
Organism: Panicum virgatum (switchgrass)
Lineage: Eukaryota; Viridiplantae; Streptophyta; Magnoliopsida; Poales; Poaceae
Product: 50S ribosomal protein L4-like
Exons: 7
Coding region: 121-1005 (294 amino acids)
Biological process (GO): translation
Cellular component (GO): ribosome
Molecular function (GO): structural constituent of ribosome
Source: RefSeq, a predicted model, not a curated record